AUGGCUGCAGACAAGUCAAGGCCUUCUUCAUCGACUGCAGCCAAGAUGGGGCCUUUGAUGACGAAGUAUUCUGGUGUGCUCUCUACGAAAAGCCUUGAGGAUUUGCAGGCACGAGCGCUAUUUGAAAGUUGUGAAGGUUUGAGGAUGGACCCCUUAGCGAGAGUUGGCUCGGCGCGGCGAGGCAUCGUAGAUAAUUCGCAUCUUCGCUCGUCAGACUUGUCUUAUCUUAUAAGUCUUCGUUCAGGGUUUGUUUCUUUGCGGCAAGAAGACCGGUGCAUUGUUCAGCCAUAUAGUCCUCACCGUUUCAGCAGGCAGUUUGGUUUUGUCCAAAACUUGCCAGGCAAGCUGAAGGAAAAUAACCAAUCAACAUCUUUGCAAGCCGUGUAUAUGCAUUGGGAGUCUUGUACCCGUGCACGUACAAAUGCUGUUAUCAUGCUGCCAGCCAAGGACGAGUUCAAGAGUAAUCCAGUGACCCGUGUUUAUGCUCGUUGGUGGUCAAAGGUCAAUUAUAAGAACUUGGGGAGGGCAAGUGGUACCAAGUCUUCUUACUCGGGCAAUGAUAUGCCGAGAGAGGGCUAUCAUGUGGUUCCUAUGCAAGCGGUAGCUCUUGAUUGCACCAGUGCGGCUCCCUUACAAGAUAGACCUAUAACUUUAGCUCCCCAACGCCCAUGCUUGUCUCCUCGACAUCCGAAUGCUUCUGAAGAGGCGGGAGAUGAAGUUGACUCACACGAAGAUGGAUUUAUUUUGCAACAAUGUCAACAAGUUUCAAACAAGCGACCACUUGAGGAUGCUCAGGUUGACAGCGAUGUCAAUUUUCGUCAUAAGAAGAAAGAAGUGUUUAGACCUCCUCUACUCGAUGAUUGUGUGCCAUUUGAGAGAGAUAUUGGGCCUUCUUGUUCUUUUGAUUUGGCAACUGCAGAUGUUUAUUCCUAUACGGAGAUGCUAUUUGCGGGCAAACUACCUACAGACAGGGACAUCGGGGAUCCGCCUGGUGCAGAGCUUGUUCCAAAUCCACCGAACCUCCCAAGUUUGCCAUGUGUAGGUGAAGGUAUGCAAGAACCCGUCAUACGUCCAAUACCUUUGCCAGCUAGCUCUGAGGUCUCUUUGAGAGGGCCGAACCUUAGCGGUACUGAGCAAGUCAUCCAUCGCAUCAGUCUUAGUGCGGCAAUGGAUGUCAAGAGCCAUAUAGAGGAGAGGAUUUCUAAGUGCCCGUUGGAAGACCUUAUGUUGCUUAAUGAGGAUUUGUCGAAGCUUGUUUCUGUUAUUGACAACCUUAACAUUGACUCUUCAUCCUUGAAGAUCAAGAUUGCCGAGCUUAUGGCCGCCUCGACUGAGUAUUCUUCCUUGCGUGCCAUUUCCUUGGAGAAGUUGAAUCCAGAUGUUAGAGAUCAUCAGCUAGCAAUAAUAAACUCAUCACUAGCUCAAGUUCAGUCUUCUCAGCAAGCUGCUUCGGGGGAUUAUCAAGUUACAGAGACUUCUUUAUCUCAUGUCCAGGCGCGUUUAGAUACGUUGGCGAGAGAGAGAGAGAGCAGUUGGCAAUCGAAGCAUCGCAACUUGAAAGUGUUCUCGCAGAGCAAGGAACUACACUUUCUCAGUACCAAGAGGAGGUUUCACGCCUAGAACGAGAGAAAUGCAUGACUAUGGAGUUGCCCAUCUUGUCUCCUACCGAGGCAGAGA
Malus domestica (apple) is the source of this 1677-nucleotide messenger RNA. NCBI's taxonomy places the organism in Eukaryota, Viridiplantae, Streptophyta, Magnoliopsida, Rosales, Rosaceae. The record is from RefSeq and is a predicted model, not a curated record.